GUACAUACAUCUUUUACACAACUAAUGUGUUGGAUAUUUUCAAUGAUAAACUCUCAGAAUUAUUAAUUGUGUGUAUUUCAAGUAAACACAUUCCGGAUGUUUUUGAAGAAAUCGUGUACUACACACUAUAUACUAUAACGAAUAGAUACUUGCAUACAACAUACAUAUAAAAUUUAGCAAACUAUAAAUAGCAAAACCUAAUACUUCUUACUACAAAAGAAUUUUUUUUUAAACAAAUAGUACUUUCUUUUUUAUUUUAAUAUUUUUACUCAAUCAUCUUAGUUUGUAUUACCUUGUAACUUUCACUGUUGUGACUGAAACUCAUCAACAAUUUUCUCUCGUUUUCCUAUUUUCUGAUAAAAACGUUGAUGAUAUCGGAAAGCAACGCAUUAGCGACCGUGACAUUGAAAUUUUUCUUGAUGAGAGAGAUUGCAGACGGAUACGUAGUGAAGCAAACGAAGAUAAUGCAAUGAUCAAGAGAAUGAUAUGUGUUGUCUUAUAAUAGCGAACACAGUUGUGCCGCGCAUAGUGUGUGAAUUUGCGUGUCGCCGAAAAACCGGUAUUUCCCUCUCAUUAAUAGAAGAUGAAAGAUCUUUUUUUUUUUAUUUUUUUUUAACGUGUUUCUGUUAUAUAACAUUCCCGUGUGAAAAGAUUAUUUAGUAUGCGACUGUCAGUGUUGUUAAAUGGAAAUGAAAAGUUNUAGACAUCGGAAUCUGUCCUCGAUGUUGUGUGAUGUGAUUCUACGUGAAGAUCAAUUGUCCCUCGCGAAUUAAGAAAUCUACAUAUCAAUCGCUUGUUAAUUUUAUCGACGUAUGUAGUAAGCGAUAAUAACAUACUUGUUGUCUAAAGACGGAUUAUCUCUUCAACUUCUAUUUUUGUGUGACUGCAUAAUCACAGUUGAUUAAUUAAAAAGUUCUCAAGUUAUAAGGAAAAACUUUCAAGUGUCUUAACAAGGAUAUUCGGUAGAUUUGCAGAAAUUCAGUUUGAAUUACAACAGUAUGAAUCAGUUAACAAAAGGUUUCGUCCACCGUUAUUUUUGCGCUGUAAUUCUGCUUAUUGUUUCAAUCUCGUGCGGAGGAAAUUCUACGAUGAGCAACGACGAGCAAAAUAAUACUUCGAUGAUAGAAUAUCACACAAAUUUUACGGAAAUAUACAGCGAUGAGAUGAAGCAGAAUAAUUUCCGCAGCAAUUUCACUGACGAUAAUGAAAAGCAAUUAACGAACUUCACCAAUCGUGAAGAUAACGACACUGUGGAACAUGAAAUAGAAUUGAUGAAGAGUCAGAGAAGUCAGUAUGUGAAGCCAACACACGUCGAGAUUAACGCGAACUUCACAAAUUUGGAAGACAGAAGUAACUUCACGUACGAUCUUCGCGAAAAUUCAACCGUGGAUGGCGGCAAAAAAAAUAUCAUUCAGCUCUGCUGCCCUUACGGUCACCGCCUGUCCCUCAAGAAACAAGAGUGUAUCGCUGCGGUUGACGUCGAUUACGUCUUCCCGAAUGUCACAGACUCCGACGAGCCGUUCGACCAAGUGUUCGAUUUGGUCGUUCACGAUCCGUGCACCAACGACAAUGUCAUGCACUUCAUGAUUGAUUCCGUCAAGGCUCCGGAUAGCGUGUAUUAUUUUUUCACCGGAACAUCGUCGGCGUAUUUUCCGUAUCACAACAUUAGCAUCCCGGCGUUGUAUUACUGUCUCGCUGCNGUAAACCGGAACAAUUACGAACUCAUCAUUUGCAAGAAUAAACUGCAGCGUCAAAUUCACAUAACCGUAGCUAUCGUGAUUUCGUUGCCGUUUCUUCUUAUGACGUUUGCGGUGUACAGCGUACUGUCGGAGUUCCGAAAUAUGCACGGGUACAUGUUGCGAGCGCACAUCGCCUCGUUAUUUNUCUCGUAUAUGAUCUUUCCCAUAUUCCGCGAAGUUUACGUGGAGGAUAUCGACUAUUCGCUCUGCGUUGCACUGUCAAUCGUGCUCACUUUCUCGUUUUUGUCAAGUUUCUUCUGGNUAAAUGUCACCUGCUUCGAUAUUUGGUGGACGUUUGGAGGAUUUCAGUCGAUACACAAGGGAAGAGUAAAGCCGAAAAGAGAAAAGAAAACGUUUAUUCUAUACUCGAUGUACGCGUGGGGAAUUCCCUUCGUUAUUACCGUUUUAGCUUCUAUAACAAAUUUUACCAGCGCACUCAAUUUGAUCCAACCGAAAUUCUGCACAAUCAGAUGUUGGUUCACGGAGGAGGCAAGGAUGUAUUACGUGAACACACCUAUGUACAUCAUUCUAAUCUGCAAUAUAUGCUUGUUCGUCUACACAACGGUGAAGAUACUGUGGCACAAAAGAAGCACGGAUCACGAUCUGAAAGGAUCACAGAGUCAGCGCUACGAUGACAAUAAACAAAGGUUCUCAAUCAAAAAAGAGUUUUACGCAUUUCUCAGAAAAACUUAUAAAAACAUGCUAAUAAUUUAUAAUUUUUAUGUUUCUCUUCAAUUUUAUAAAACCGAUGAUCUAAAAGAGAUAAACAGAAACAAAUAUAUUCGUAGAUUUGUUAUGUAUUUGAAGCUGUUCAUUGUGAUGGGUGUGAGCUGGACUUUCGAAGUAAUGACGAUGAUGUUAACAUCCUCCACGCCGGAUUUCGUCUGGUUCCUCACGAACAUGAUAAACGGAUUGCAAGGUGUCAUCAUUUUUGUCAUAUUUGUGUGCAAGAGGAANAUCAUACGGCUGUUGAUGAAACGAUUUGGUUGCAAAGAGAAUACUCUGUGCUGCGCGAGUUUUCUGAGCAACGACAGUUCUGCUUCUCAGACCACAACUGUCACAACGCGGUCUGCAGACGACGUAAUGAUGCAGCAAAUCGAAUCAUCCAAGUAAAUAUUCUCGCAAAUAGUUCAGAUCAGAGUGUACGUUAACAUAUUCACGAAAAUAUAUGUUCUUUUUUUCCUAUA
Messenger RNA from Pseudomyrmex gracilis, 2926 nucleotides. RefSeq names its product probable G-protein coupled receptor Mth-like 3. The record is from RefSeq and is a predicted model, not a curated record. Gene Ontology annotation, cellular component: membrane. The coding region runs from base 999 to 2852 and encodes 617 amino acids. The transcript has 4 exons. Gene Ontology annotation, molecular function: G protein-coupled receptor activity. Lineage: Eukaryota; Metazoa; Arthropoda; Insecta; Hymenoptera; Formicidae. Gene Ontology annotation, biological process: G protein-coupled receptor signaling pathway; cell surface receptor signaling pathway.